GGCUGCUGUCACCAGAGGAACGACAGAAGAUAAUGCCACCACAAAUAGUUUCAUCAAUGAGACAUCCACCACUCCUGCAACCUCUUACACAACUGUAACAACAAGCAGCAACACAACAACAACCAGUUUUACAUCACCAUUCACUACAGAGAACUUCACAGCUUCAAUUACAACUAGAGAAAAUGACACGACAGAAUAUACAACUGCAAAACCAUCCAUCACCCACGAAGAGACGACUUUCUCCUAUUCAAGCACCGACUCCUGGAUUACUACAGAAACAGUCAACAGCACCGUAACUGACUUCACUGGCAGCUCAACCGAAAAUCCAUCAGUUCCACCCACUGCUGCAACACCGUCCACCAUAAACCCAGAGACAAGCCACCCCACCAACGACAUGACAGGCCACACUACACAAAUCACCACUUUGACUCAUUCAACUGAACCAGCUACUGGCAAUGGAACCAUCCCUGUGACCACCCUGAGGCCAACAGAGAUGACCACUCACAACUCCACCACAACAGCCCCACCCAUCCCGAGUCCAGUCACUGUGUGUCCUUUCGUCCCGUGCCCAUCUGAAAGCAUCUGUCUCAAUGGCACGUGUCAGUGUAUCUCUGGUAGCUUCCUGCAGAAUGGUGCCUGUACAACCGCCCAAGUGUUCCCAGGUGAUCUUCAUUUGACGUCCUUGACAUUUCAACCUGAAAUGAGCAACAGGUCCUCGGCGAUAUUCCAGAGGACGGCGGCUGACAUCUCAUCAGCGCUCAGAGAUGCCCUCAAAAAUCAGCCAGGGUAUAUACAAACUGAUGUUGUGCAACUUCAACCAGGAAGUGUACAAGCAACUGUGAAUAACAUCUUUAAAAACACCAACGCCACUCAAGAGUCUGUUGAUCGAGCCAUUGGUGAUGCUAUAGCCAACUCAGCGGCCUCUAAUGGAUUUUUGAUUAAUGCUACAUUUAAAGGUAAUAACCUGUGUGAGCAGGAGCCGUUACCUUGUGAUGUCUCCACUGCAGUGUGCAAAAUUACAGAUGGCAAGCCUGUUUGUUCCUGCAAAGAUGGCUACAUCACCAACAUAUACUCAGAGAAAAUCUGCAGAGCUUGUCCAGGUGGGCAGAGGUCGGUGGGAGACACGUGCCAACCUUGUGCAUUUGGAUACAGUGGCUUCAAUUGCAAUGACUCAUCUCUGCUGGCAGUGGUGGUCAUCUCCUGUGUGCUGGGAGGAGUUCUUCUCAUCCUGAUCCUGGCUUUGCUAAUAUACUGCUGCUGGAGGAGAUCCUCAAAGAGCAAGCCAGACGACAGCAGCAGUCCGUACUCAUCAGGUGACUUAAACCAGCCCUGGCCCACAGGCAUCACCCCCAUCCCUCGUGCCACCACUAACUGGGAAUCAGCUCCUUCCAUGGAGAUGACAGAGGGGGGCAGCACUCGAACCUUGGUGGACAAAAAGCAUCAAAGCAACGGAUUGGGGUUUCAACCGAAGCAGAGAGGAUGGAAAAAGUCCGGAUCGUACGAUCUCGAUCCAGAUGCAAUGAAGACCUUCAAAGGUAAAAAUCCGUCCCGUUACUCCUACCUGGUUCAAGGCCAUGAGAACCCCUACUUCUUACCAGGGGAUGAGAAGAAAAACUGACAUCUGGCCAUCUGGGGGUGAAAUCCAUGCAGUGAGAGUGAGUGAGAAACGAUGGAUCAAAAAGAAGUCACUGAUUGGAAACUCAACCAGGACCAGGUUAUUUAUACUUUUUUGAACUUGCUUGGAUUCACGGCAAAUCACAAAGAACAUUCCUUAACUGGGAAGCAGCCACCAAAGAGAUUCAUUCAUGAGCAGGAACAUUUUUUUUAAAGUGAGAUUGUGCAUCAUGUCUGUUCUUGCUGAUUAUAACCAGUAGAUGUCACUGUUGCUCAAUAUAAUCUACAUAAAUGUCCUUCUGUUUUUUUUCAAAAGUACAUUUGACUUUUUUAUGCUUUAAAGAAAUCAUUUUGCAGUCUUUUAAAAUGAAGCUUCUUAUAUUGCUAAUUGCACUAAGUGUGUGUUACGUUUACCACCAGUUUCUUCUGAAAUCAACAGUAAAUUGAAUGUGGGCUUUCUGGGGCUACUAGAUUUUUUUUUUUCAGGAUAUGAUUAUUUUUAAGACGAUAAAUCUUGAAUGACUAAAGGGGCUGGAUCCCUGGUUCGGGGUAUUUUUUAAAGGGAUUUAUAUUGUAGCUGUCUGAAGCUGAGUACUUUCUGUAUUAUUUGAAGCUGUACUUGCAAAAUGUGCCUGUUAUUAUGGUCUGAUGACAAAUAGGAAACAUUAUGCAAAGCUGGUGAUAAAGCCUGCCUCCUGGAUGUGCCAAUUAUCACUUGUAUACAUUUCUUCUAAGAACAUAUAUAUAUAUAUAUUUAUCCUCGUGUGUCAGAAACUGUGCACUAUUUUAUAAGUGUGUAAAGUUUUUGUAAAUAAUUUUGGCAGAGAAUGUUUG
Messenger RNA from Seriola dumerili (greater amberjack), 2448 nucleotides. RefSeq names its product protein HEG homolog 1-like. Lineage: Eukaryota; Metazoa; Chordata; Actinopteri; Carangiformes; Carangidae. The record is from RefSeq and is a predicted model, not a curated record. Gene Ontology annotation, biological process: cell-cell junction assembly. The transcript is spliced from 14 exons. Bases 395 to 1618 code for a protein of 407 amino acids.